Molecule: messenger RNA, 1305 nt
Organism: Penicillium chermesinum
Lineage: Eukaryota; Fungi; Ascomycota; Eurotiomycetes; Eurotiales; Aspergillaceae
Exons: 5
Coding region: 1-1305 (434 amino acids)
Biological process (GO): peptidyl-lysine monomethylation
Molecular function (GO): protein-lysine N-methyltransferase activity; protein binding
Source: RefSeq, a predicted model, not a curated record
AUGUCACAAGAUUGGUCCCCCGGUGGGGACCAUGAAGCCUUCACUCAAUGGGCUCUCGAAAACGGUGUGGUUGCCAAUGGUGUGACCCCAGCGCGUUUCCCUGGACGAGGCCUUGGAAUGCGAGCGACGCGUAAGAUCAAAAGAGGUGAAGCUGUGGUUCAGGUGCCAACUUCCGUCAUUCUCACGUUAGCGAGUGUACCUGAGACGUUCCGCUCUAAAUUCCCCGAGGGCACGGGUACACAAGCUAUGAUGGCUGCAUUUUUGACACAUGGCGAUGAGGAGCAACUUGAGAAGUACCAGCUCUGGUUCAAGACCUGGCCACCACGUCAAGAUUUUGAAGAAACCCUUCCGCUCCUUUGGCCAAGGGAGCUAGGUGGCUUGGCCUGGCCAGACAGCUCGGCCGCUUCAAAUGCAGGUCUCGCUUCCCUUCCGAACUUCCUGCCUCCUUGUAUCUCCGGCCGCUGGAACACGAUCAGCCCAGGUCCACGGACAAAGAAGUACGAGAGCGUGCACCAAAAUCUGAUGGCAGAGCAAGAACGUCGAUUGCGCAAGUCUUGGGAAAGCGUUAUCUCCGUGCUGCCUGACACAGACUGGCGGUCCUUCUCAUACUACUGGCUGAUUCUCAACACACGUAGUUUCUACUGGGUUGAGGCUGAUCAAGAGCCGCCAGAGGACAGAAAUGAUGCUAUGGCUUUGUUGCCAUUUGCAGAUUAUUUUAAUCAUUCAGAUAUUGAGGUGAUUCCUGGACAGUGCGAUGUGAAAUUUGAUUCCAACGAGUACACCCUUCGAGCCACUGAAGACUACAACGAGGGCGAUGAGGUGUACAUGAGUUAUGGAAGCCACCCGAACGAUUUUCUUCUUGCUGAGUAUGGUUUUUAUCUAGACAAAAGCAGCUCGGAUUGUGUCUAUCUUGAUGACAUCAUUUUUCGAGAUUUGAGCAGUCCCGAUAAGCAAGAGGAACUCUCGCUAAAUCAAUAUUACGGGGAAUACCGAGUUCACGCCGACGGGGUAUGUUAUCGAACGGAGGUUGCGGCAUCGCUAGUGUACAUGGAAGAAGAAGACUGGAGAAAUCAUGUCCUGGAGGGAUCUACAAAGGGAAUGGACGUGAAAAAGUUGACAGCCGUCAUUGGGGGUUGGCUUCAAACGUACAUCACCGAGGCAGAAGCAACCAUCAAGUCGAUCGAAGAAGCUGAGGAGACCAACGCGGUGAUCCAGGCACACCACGCAAAGGCGCAGUCAUUGCGACGACGGUGGGCACAGAUCAAGAAUAUAUGCGAGACUGCCUUGAAGGAAAUCUCAUUAUAA